This is a messenger RNA of Rotaria sp. Silwood2, 399 nucleotides long. Lineage: Eukaryota; Metazoa; Rotifera; Eurotatoria; Philodinida; Philodinidae. The record is from the annotation of a GenBank genome assembly.
AUGGAGCGAAUACUGGACAAACGUGAAUCUCAAAAUCAGUUAUUUAGUGAAGUUGAGACUAGUCAUCGUCUUCCUCGUGCUAUUUCUGUUCGUCGUCCUAUUGGUAAUCAUAAUCCCGGCGCUGUUCCUGUUCGUCGUCGUCCUAUUGGUAAUCAUGUUCCUGAUACUUUUCCUGACGGUGUUUUGAAUCGUCGUAUAACUACUCAUCGUCCUACUACUCGCCGUCGUACUUAUAAGCCCAAGUUUCCUUGUCCUUGUCCUUGCGGUUCUGGAAGUUAUUAUAUUUGUCCUGCUGGUUGCAAGAAUAUUUGUGCUAAAUGUCCUUGUCCUUGUACUUUUAAGAAUUAUAAUGUUUGUCCUUCUGGUUGUCGUCCUCGUGAGAGGUGUGGUAUCCUAUGA